GUUUCCAGUAUGGCUUUGCACUGAAGGCAUGCGAUAUUUAUUUAAGAAAUAUUUUCAUUUAUUACGUUAGUUAAUGCGUGAUUUCAGACAGUAUUGUGUAUUUCAUCUACGCGCUCGCGAUGGGUUUACUGACUAUCUUGAAGAAGAUGAAACACAAGGAGCGUGAAAUGCGUCUACUCAUGCUUGGUCUUGAUAAUGCGGGGAAAACAACUAUCCUAAAGAAGUUCAACGGCGAAGAUGUCAGCACAAUCUCUCCAACAUUAGGCUUCAACAUCAAGACUCUUGAGCACAGAGGGUUUAAGCUGAACAUCUGGGAUGUGGGUGGUCAAAAGUCAUUGAGAUCGUACUGGAGGAAUUAUUUCGAGAGCACAGAUGGACUGGUGUGGGUAGUGGACAGUGCUGACAGACUGAGACUGGACGACUGCAGAAAAGAGCUGAAUGCCUUACUACUAGAAGAGCGAUUAGCAGGAGCCACUCUGUUAGUUUUUGCCAACAAGCAAGACCUACCUGGUGCUUUAUCAAAAGAUGGCAUUCGAGAGGUUUUAGCCCUUGAUGAUAUUAAGACCCAUCACUGGUGUAUUGUGGGAUGCAGUGCUGUAACAGGCGAGAAUCUGCUUUCAGGUGUGGAUUGGCUACUAGAUGAUAUUGCAGCUCGGAUCUUUACAACGGACUAAUGGACACACAUUUAGCCUUUAAAUGGACAGUAAAGGAGCAGCAUGUUGGACUGCACGUGUAAUGCAAAUGUGCUGAAGAUAGUGGUCACAAACUUAAAAAAUAUUGUUAAGCAGCUGUGAAAAACUAAUUUACCAUAAAUACACAACUGUUUCACAAAAUCUGCUGGGGUAUCUUGUUCCAUUUAAAGCUUCUGCUGUUUAAAUAGUUACAGCUCAGUGAAGCCUUUCUCUUAUCGAUGUUACAAAUAGGUGGGCAGUUAAUUUUUCCAUGAAUCCUUCAGAUCUGGAUUUCAACUUCACAAAAGACCAUUAAAAAGACUUUGCAUUAAAA
Messenger RNA from Danio rerio (zebrafish), 1005 nucleotides. It is a transcript of the gene arl2, whose product is annotated as ARF like GTPase 2. The record is from RefSeq and is marked provisional. NCBI's taxonomy places the organism in Eukaryota, Metazoa, Chordata, Actinopteri, Cypriniformes, Danionidae. Gene Ontology annotation, cellular component: centrosome. Gene Ontology annotation, molecular function: GTP binding; GTPase activity.